UUCAGAAAAUUGCCUAUAAAUUAGCCAAAGAGAUUUGUUUCGGUUGUGGUGCAGUGCUCAGGAAAAACAAAAAGAGAGUGGUGAAAACAGUAAAAAAUCAAAACAAAAUUUCCACAAUAAUAAAAAACAAAUAUUUUAAUAAAAAACAAAUAAUUGUGCGUUUUAUAAGCUUUGUAAAAAUUCUUGGCAAUGAACUUGUCCCAAGGAUCGCUCGUGCAAAUAAGCUUACUUCUUGGCGUGAUUCUUUGAUCCAAGUGAAAAUGUCAUCCUUGUCAAAACAAAAACAAAUCAAAUUAUCCAAUAUUGUCUUGUGUCGUCUAUCCAUUGAACACGCUCAAAAACAAAUAUUAUUGAAUUUUUCAUGACCGAAUAAUUUUUGGGCCCAUGCACAACAACAACAGCAACACUGUGGCGUCCUCCUCCACUAUGAAUGGCAGACAACAAUUACAAAGUCAGUGUCAAGUUAUUAUUACAACAAUAACAACAGCGUCAGUAUUAUAGCUGUAAAUCAAAUUUUAAACAACACCUUCAACGUCAUUGAGAAGUGAGUGUGUGUGUCUGUGGCGGGUGACCCACCCACUGAACACGGUACCAAAUUCAAAUUUGAUUUGACAUUUCUUGGCGUUAUUGUCCUCAACAUCAAGUCUUUUUUUCCCGUUAUCUGCAGUCAUAAUGGAUAUCCAACAUCACCAUCAUCACUACAUUUCCUUUCGACGAUCUUUAAAACGCUCGAUUAGCUUCAAUGCAGCUGUUGACACAUGGUCUCGCGGUCUCCUGGGCCGUAUACAGGCUACGCUCAGUGGCCGUCAAAAAUCAAAUCGUCUAAAGCUAUUGGAAGCCUCCGGCCAAGGUGAUCAUCAGUCAUGGGAAGCAAUACGCAGCCAGAGUUCAGCGUAUGCGAUAUUGGGACGUAGACCACGCAUGGAAGAUCGCUUUAUUCUGGAAGAGAACAUUAACAACAAUACUGGCAUUUCAUUUUUUGCCGUAUUCGAUGGACAUGGCGGUGAAUUUGCCGCCGAUUUUGCCAAAGAUAUUUUGGUCAAGAAUAUCUACAAUAAAGUUAUAGAAACAACAAAGUUGUUAAAUGCCCAAAAAUUGGAACAGAAACACCUGUCAGCCGCCAAUGCCGCCGAUGUGGACAAGGACUAUGUGGAAUACGAUGCUAGCCCGUAUCUGAAGCGUAAGGCCAGCCGCAACGAUGGUGACAAUAAAGAGAAUGAACCUUUGGUUAGACGUCGUGAUAGUUUACGAAAAACAACGAGUGUAAAUGAUGACUGCACCGCCCGCAAAACGACUGGCGAUAAAAAAGACUCCUCAGAUGUUUUUACAAUGCAAUUGAAUUCGCUGUUGCGCGGUGUUGGCAACUCCAAGAAUAGCUUUUUCAACAACAACAAUAACAAAGACUCGAAUUUAGGCGGCGAAGAUGGUAUGCCCCCACAACAGUUUGAUGCCAGUUGUUAUGUGGAGAAUGGCAAAAUCAAUUUUGGUAAAUUAAUAACAGACGAAGUUUUGGCAGCCGAUCACAAACUGGUGGAAGCUGCAAAGAAGACGACAAAUAUUGCCGGUACCACAGCUUUAAUAGCCAUCAUUCAUGGCAGUCGUUUAAUAGUGGCCAAUGUUGGCGAUUCCCGCGGUGUCAUGUGUAAUGCCAGAGGUGUAGCCAUACCAUUGUCAUUUGAUCACAAACCCCAGCAGGUAAGAGAACGAAAACGCAUUCAUGAUGCUGGCGGUUUUAUUGCGUUUAGAGGUGUAUGGCGUGUAGCUGGCAUUUUGGCAACAUCGCGGGCCUUGGGUGAUUAUCCAUUAAAAGACAAAAAUCUAGUCAUAGCUAAUCCAGAUAUUUUAACUUUCGACUUAAAUGAUCAUAAACCGACAUUUCUGAUUUUGGCCUCGGAUGGUUUGUGGGACACAUUUACCAAUGAGGAGGCUUGCUCAUACAUAAAAGAACACCUCCAUGAACCAGAUUUCGGCGCAAAAUCAUUGGCUCUGCAAUCGUAUAAUCGUGGUUCGGUUGACAACAUAACAGUGCUGGUGAUAAUCUUUAAGAAUGGCAUGUAUCGCAUUGGUUCAUCGUCGUCGUCGGCGUCUGCAACACAACAAAGCAACAGCGCAGCUGCAUCUUCGUCAGCAACAGCGCCAGCAGCAGGAAGCCAAACAAUAAACAAACAUCUAAAUGAACCCUUGGCAAAGUCUGCAGCAUCUGUUAUUGGUAACACCAAUUUAAAUCGUUCAAAUAGUGGUCGUGCGAAAUAGUCCAAAGGAUACCCACACAUCCUUUCGAGAAGACAAGAGACAAGGGUCACAGACCGACAGACAGCUAGCUAGCUUUAUUAUACGUUCUUUUUUCUUAUUAUGUACAUAGAAAAAAUAACAAACAAAACAAAACAAAAUAAAUCAAGAAUUGAUUGAUUAUAAAGUGCCCAAAGAACAAAAAACAACAACAACAUAGAAACAAUUAACCAAAUAAGUUUUGUAAACGCUGAGCAUUUUACUUUUAAUUUCGAUUUUGGUUAAAAAGAAAAUCAAUGAAUUGUUUAUUUUUUUAUUACUACAUGCCGCCACCGCCGCCGCCGCUCUUUUCUCUUGCUCUGCUCCCACUUUAUUUAUGUAUCGUUUAUGUAUACGUCUCGAAACACACAAAAACCUCCCACGAGCCGCCCGCCCGCCUUAUUACAGGAAAUAAUCACUAAAUUGGUUGUUCAAUUAAAUAUUCUCAUUUAAAGUGUUUUUUUUUAAUUUAUUACUUUCUUCAGUUUUUCCGUUGAUUGAUGGCGAGAGCGAUUCGUAAUUGAUCUGUUAUUUAUAUUUAUUCGUUUUUCAUUAUUUUUAGUCGCGCCUAUACGCACUUUUCUUUACGUUCGUUCUUUUUUUAGUUUAAAGAAUACACUUUGGUUUACUUUAGUUUGUUUAUUUAUUAAACUAUAAUUAAAAUGUCCAAUUAUGUUUCCUUGUUUUUUUUUUAAGUGAAAAUUUUAUUUGAUAUUUUUUUUUGUUUUAAUUUGAAAAUACAAAAACAAAAAGAACUCAAUCAUGCAAAUCAAACAACAACAAACAAACGAAAAUAUACUAUUAAAAAUAUUGAUUAUUUAUUAUUAAUAAUAUUAAA
Molecule: messenger RNA, 3106 nt
Organism: Musca domestica (house fly)
Lineage: Eukaryota; Metazoa; Arthropoda; Insecta; Diptera; Muscidae
Product: protein phosphatase 1L
Exons: 7
Coding region: 673-2253 (526 amino acids)
Biological process (GO): protein dephosphorylation
Molecular function (GO): cation binding; protein serine/threonine phosphatase activity
Source: RefSeq, a predicted model, not a curated record